AUGGGGCAUGGCACAAUAUCGCCGUCAUCUCUGCAACAACUGACAGGAGUGGGUGACACCAGUGGUGGUAGCGGUCAUCCGGAGCUUUCAGGUGCACAUUAUCUGAGAGGCGACUGGUCUGCUGGAUCCAUUUAUGAAGGCCCCAACUCCACUAAUUACACGGUUUCUGUAGGAGAUCACAGACGUAUGAGUCCAGAUCGCAAUCCAGGAGCUCCUAUUGGCCUCUCAGCUCAUCAAUUGGGUUCGGACUUUUUUGCGGGAGAAGCCCGAGAAUGUGUCAACUGUGGCGCUAUAUCUACGCCACUGUGGCGCAGGGAUGGCACCGGACACUACUUGUGUAAUGCUUGUGGCCUAUACUCGAAGAUGAAUGGUAUGCAUAGACCACCGAUCCGUCCACACAAGAAGAUGCCCAACAAUAGGAGGGCAGGUCUAACCUGUUCUAAUUGUCACACAUCCACCACCACUCUAUGGAGACGUAAUAACCAAGGUGAACCGGUUUGCAAUGCUUGUGGUCUCUAUUAUAAAUUGCACGGAGUGAACCGACCACUGGCUAUGAAAAAGGAAGGCAUUCAGACUCGUAAACGUAAGCCAAAGGCUGCGACACCACAGGAGUCAUCGUCUCAAUCGCUUAAUAAACCACAACAAAAAAAGCCAUUGUUGAGUACAAGUGGUUCAAUGCUGUAUUCAGCCCAAUCGUCCACGUCGUCCAUGAGUCGUAAUGAACAUGAUUUAACUCCAGGCCACGACUCGUCGCCUUCAAGACCAAUAUCAUCACCGAUAACACCAUCGAGUGCUACCCUAACUCGACAUCUUCAUGGACUUAUGCCUUUGGAUGGCUAUCAAUAUAGUACUAACAAUCAGUUUAACUCCGGCGCUAAUACUAUCAAUAUUAGUCAUUCGAGUGCCUCAAUGGCAAGCGUUGGUCAUCACUCCACUGUUUCACAAGUUCUUCAUUCAAAUGCCAUUCACUCCAGUGUUAUUCAUGAGCCAAAUGUGGCCAAACUUUUGGUUCAUUCGGCAAAAUCUGGACAAACAUCUGAUAACGGAUUGCAUUCCGGGGCUGACGAACACACCAGUCGUCACAACACCACAACUACAACCAAUUGACUCUCACAUCAUCACCACUUCAAACAAUACCAGUGAUCUAUCA
Medioppia subpectinata is the source of this 1150-nucleotide messenger RNA. Lineage: Eukaryota; Metazoa; Arthropoda; Arachnida; Sarcoptiformes; Oppiidae. The record is from the annotation of a GenBank genome assembly.